CAAAGUGGUUUUAAAAAAACUAUAAAUUUACUCAAACACUGAAAAAAGCACGCGGAAAACUUGCAGAAGACCACAUAGAAUUAUCUCUAAAAAGCGCUCCACGAUGCCAUAAAUAUUAAACAUAUUUAAAAAAUUUUUAAGCAAAAUAAUUACAAUAUAAUGUCAAAUGAGAAUUAUACAAAUAUAUUUAUCGCUUUUUUUUUUUUUUUUAAAUGUUAUGUUCAUUUAAAUGUAUUUAACUUUCUACACCACUCCAAUUUCGUCUAUAUGGCAAUCAGAGUGUGGCAAUUUCAUUUUGUUCCCUCCUGAUAAUGCCUACACUUUUAAUACAAUUGAAAAGUCUCACACCAAGGACUGGUUUCCAAGGAUCAAUUUUAAAGAAUAUUUGUGUUACCCAUCGAGUGGCACAAAAUUCAACAUUCGAAAUCCAACGAAUUGGAAGCAAUUUAUGGGAGAUUGUAAGAAAAUACUAAUGCGUCGAGUUUUGAGUGAUUCCGAGGCGCCGAGCAACAAAUCUAAACCGUCGGAGAAACAAGCAACUAACACAUUCAAAAAGCUUUUAGUGAAAAGUGGAAUAUAAGUUGUUGACAGAAAAUUGCCAUCUGAAAUCAACAUUUUUGACCAAGAUGCUCCUACCAGUCAAUCUCGAUCUUUGAAGCGCAAGUUUUUUGAUGAGGUGAUGUCUUCUGCUGACGGAACCGAAGUAUAAGAAGCUGGCGAAUAAAUUGGCAGAAAAAGAUCCCAAAGAUUUGAAAAAAUUGCUUGAGAAAACAGAAUUGAGAAUGCAGCAGACCAUAAAAAUGAAAACUCCCCCAGUAUCAGCGAAACAAAUAUUGGCUUCUGUUAUAUCUUACAAAUCAGACAAACGAUGAAACAAAUUAACUUAUUUCCGAAAGAUAUGGUUAGAAAUUACAAAAGGAAGACAAAAAGAGGAAGUUAUGGAGCAGAAGGUUUAAAACGGGCUUUAGAUUCAGUAAAAAAUGGUAUGUCUUUGCGUAAAGCUGAAAACAGUUUUGGAGUUUCAAGGAAGACAUUGAGAAGGCAUUUGCAGGGCAAAGUAAGACAAGUUGGAAACAAUAAAUUAGGAAAUCAUGUGAAUACUUUUUCUAUUGAAAUUGAACAAGAUCUUGUUAAACACAUCCAAAUGAUGGAAAGAGCAUUAUUAGCUAGAAACGAAACAAGUGAACCUACGAAUACAAAUGAAGAAGCCGGCAAUGCGGUGAAUGAUGAAGCAUCGGUUAAUGUGAUGGAGACUGAUAGGAUUGCAACAGGAGAUAGCAAUGAGUCCGAUGAAAAUCAACUAGAUAAAACAGCUGAUCAUCCUGGUUUAUCCGAAGCAUUGCAGAUUAUAUCAGAACUAAGCCCUAUUCCAAGGAUAAAGAAUGUACGCAGUCGCAAACGAAAAACCGAAGCAGCAACUGUAAUAACUUCUAGUCCUUAUAAAGCAAUGUUAAUUGAAGCAAAUGCAAAGAAGACAAAACAGAACAAGCAAGUAGUAGUUGAAAAUAAUAAUGAGGAAAAUGAUAAAGACGAAAUCGAUGUAAUCGCAGACAAAUCCAAGAGAACGAAAAGUGAAGAUGACAAAGAAACCGGGAAAAGGAAGCAAUAUGCGAGAACAAAAUCAAAAAGGACAAUCAAAAGUAACGCAUCGAAUGCUAACGUGAUAAGAAAAGGGUCAAAAGAACGAAGAUGUGUAGGUUCUGUUACUAACAGUGAUGAUACGCCAUGUUGCAUGUGUGGUAAAAGAUUUAACGAACCACCCAUUGAUGACUGGCAGCAAUGCCCAGAAUGUCUCAACUGGUACCACGACGGCUGUGGUCCUGAUGACACUGCUGUCUGCUUUCACUGCCAAUAGGCAUAAUCAAUUCAACUAGUCUUACUGUAGUUUUUUAGCUGUCUUUUUAGCUGUAUGAAUUAGUUUUUUAGCUGUC
Molecule: messenger RNA, 1931 nt
Organism: Hydra vulgaris (swiftwater hydra)
Lineage: Eukaryota; Metazoa; Cnidaria; Hydrozoa; Anthoathecata; Hydridae
Source: RefSeq, a predicted model, not a curated record